CGACCUACAAAGAGAUCCUUAAAGGACCUGCACCAAGUGAGGAAGGGACAAAUGAGAUGGAGAUAGAAAAGAGAGAGAAGGCGGAAAAGGGAAUCAGACAAGAGGAUGAUGAGGAUAGAGAGGAGAUUCGGUAUGUAGACUUGGAGGAGAAGGUCAACGAGGACACGGAGGAGGAAACAGAUGAAGAGGAUGACAAGGAGGACAUGGACGUGGAAGACAAUAACGAAGACAAAGAGGAGUUGGAAGACGAAGAGGAGGAGGAGGAAAAAGAGGAGGAGGAAGAAGAGGAUAAACAGGGAGAGAAAGUUGGGGAGUAUGACGAGGAGGAAUGCUCCAGUGAGGAAGAAGGAAACAAUAAUCAUAGGGCGAAGGAGGAUGAGAAGCCCCCAGAAGCGCCAGGAUGGGAAAGGGUUGAUGAGGUUGCAGGAAAGGCAGAGGGGGAUAGAAACUCUGAGGAAAUGACAGAGGAUAAGGAAGAGAGGACUCUAGACGAGGGAGAAGAAAGACGGCUUCGUGCCGAACGUAGAGCCCGUGCUCUCGCAGCAUCGAGAGAAGCAGCAAGCCUUGCAGCUAGGGAGCAGGCUGCAGCAGCAGCCACGGCAACAGCAAUGGCUACCGCAGCAGCAACCUCUGCUGCAACUAUGGUUGCGUCCUCGUCAGGAACCCAGUUGGGAAUGCCAACGGGGUCCCCGGGUAUCUCCACUUUACUAGGGUCUAGGCCGUCUACAAGUCAAAUGACGGGCGUGCAGUUCAGCCCGUUGACYCCUCRCGAGAGGGAGCUCAGGGAGCUUCAACAUGUCGAAAGGAUCCGUGAAAGAUUAGAGAGGGAAUUGAAACAGGCUACCGACAGAGAAAAGGAGAUCAAAAAUAGAACAGCCAGGCUUGAUACUCUAGAGACUGACAAGGCUGAGUUGGAGGGCUUGGACGAUUCAGGAAUGAACGAGCCCAUGAAAGUGUCGAGGAACAACAUGCUGUCACUACAUGUGCAUGUGGACAGCAGGUUGGACUUCAUGCAGAACAAUUUAGACCAGAUCUUGGACGCUUUGAUAAGGCCAGGAAUCCGGCCACCAGCACAAUCGCCGUUGCCGUUAACAGCAAUGUCAGGUCCCUUUCCCUUACAAGCUGGCACACAUCCAAGUGGUACGUCUGCAGCAGUCUCGCAGACCGUUGCGUCUUCUUCUUUGGGUCCAGUGGUGAAUGCUACAUCACCAGCAAUCUGGACAGCAGCAAGGUCAAUGGUACCCCAAGACCCCAAUGAAACCGCCUCUUGCCUUCUCAGGCAAGAGAAAGGACGAGGAACUCAACACAUGGUUGAGGACGGUCCCGGUUUGGGUGAAGCCCAAAAGGACCUUGCCAGAGGAUGAGGUGGUAACUGCGGCAUCUUACCUAGAGGGUAAAGCAACCAAGUG
Messenger RNA from Chara braunii, 1409 nucleotides. NCBI's taxonomy places the organism in Eukaryota, Viridiplantae, Streptophyta, Charophyceae, Charales, Characeae. The record is from the annotation of a GenBank genome assembly.